GGAAAAAAAAGUUUAAAGACUAAGAGCCAGAGAAGCAAUCUUCACACACAGGGCCAGCCAGCAGACGGAGUCGAUCCCAACCAGGCAGGUGUCCUGUGACCUGACCCCACAAGAUGCCAAGAGAAGAGGCUCACUUCUUCUAUGGUUCCUCUAAGAAGGGGCACGGCCACUCCCACAUCACAGCUGAAGAGGCUGCAGGGAUUGGCUUUCUGAUGGUGAUCCUGGGCAUUUUACUUCUCAUCAGCUGCUGGUACUGUAAAAGACGAAGUGGAUACAGAAGCUUAAAGGAUAAAAGCAUUCAUGACAGUACAAAAAGUACCUUAACAAGAAGAUGUUCCCAUGAGGGGAUUGGUCACCAGGACAGCAAACUGUCUUUUCAGGAGAACAACUGUGGACCUGUGGUUCCCAAUGCUCCACCUGCCUAUGAGAAAUUCUCCACAGAGCAGUCACCACCACCCUAUUUUCCAUGAGAGCCAGCAGGUCUUCUGAGAAGUGCUGAAAUGAUUUCCCUCACACUUUUGCUUGAAUUUGAUAUGGACACCUAGGGUUAUGCUCCAGAAGCUGUAGAAACAAUGUACAUCAUCUCUACAAAUAAAUUGAGUGUUAAAGUUUUCACAACAACUACCAAUAGUGAUUGAGGAAAUAAUGAGAAAUGUUAAAAUGGGAAAAGCUUUGUCAAUAAACAUUGUAAUGCAUGAUGCCAGUAAUAAUAAAUCUACAGUGUUAUUUUCUGAAUGAGACAAUUCAGAUGUGUGUCUGGGACCAUUCAUUUAAAGUUGAAAUUUGGCUAAUAACUAACAAACUACUAUUAUGAUUUUUGAAGAAGCAGCCUCUUGACCAACAUGAACAUUAACAGACAUGUUGCAAGUGAGUCUGUGCUAUGGGUACUCACAAAAGAUACAUUUACAGGUUUAAGACCAAGAGGUGAAUGACCUAUCAAAUUAUAGUCCAAUUCAUCUGAUCAGUAAAGUGUCAGUAAUGUCUCUUUGUUCUAAAAUUCCAUGAUGCUACAGUAAUAUACUGCAAAGAUCCUGCAUCUUCAGUAAUACAUACCAUGCAGUUCUAAUUACAUUUCACUUCAAGCCUCAUAAUUAAUGACAAGAAUUUUCUGUUAAACUAUAAGGUGGUGUAAGGACUUAAACAAGUAAAAGCUACUAUAGUUUGGCUGAUGUCUUGCCUUAAAUGUCCCAAAAGCAAUUUAGCUCCUUUGGGCUCCCAAGUCCCUCUCAAAAGAACAUAUAGAAGAAAUCAUAAAGGAUCAGUGAUUCUGUAAUGCUGCCAUUAUUUGUGUAGCAACAUAAUAAUUUUUUGCGUGGCAAUAUUACAAAUUUUUGUGUAAGAACAUUACAAUUUUUUGUGUAGCAACAUUACAAUUUUUUGUGUAGCAACAUUACAAUUUUUUUGUGUGACAUCUACAUAAUAGUGUUUGUCUAAUAUUUUUCAGUCAGCUCAUUUUAAAAGUUUUUUGACUUAAACUUAUAUAUCACCACUCUAAAUGAAACAUCAGUCUCAUUUUCCAUAAGUAGAAGAUAACUAUAAAAAUGAAGAUAAUGAAAGCAAAUUGCUUUUACUGAAACCUAGUAAGAUACUGACGGUCACAGAAGGCUGUCAACUUGAGACUUGUCCUUGUUAUUAAAGAAGGAGAUUAGCAAGAAUCAGAGAAAAGUUUUUGACGUAAUUAGAAGGCUUGCAAGAGAAAGAAAUGACUUUCUCACUAUGUGACUCACUGUUAUUUGAUGCCUACUCAGUAAACCACCUAAAAUCCUCUUGUGUCAUUGGAAAUACCAGUGUCGCAUAACCAUCAUUUUUUUGCACAAAAAAAAAGCUUGCACAGAGAGGAAAAAACACUGAAUAAAGAGACUUAUUUACAUACAUUUAAAAAAUGUUAUUUGGAGUUACCUUCUAGCACAUUGUGUUAAGGAUCUGGUGUUGUCACUGCGGUGGCCCAGGUCACUGCUGUGGUGCAGGUUCAAUCCCUGGCCCAAAAACUUCCACAUGAUGCAGGUGCAGCCAAAAACAAUAUGUCAUUGAACAAAAAUACUGUAAGAGGAGUUCCUAUUGUGGCUCAGUGGGUUAAGGAUCAGGCGUUGCCUCAAGCUGCAGAGUAGAUCACAAGUGUGGCUAGGAUUGGGCAUUGCUAUGGCUGUGGUGUAGGCUGGUGGCUGUGCCUCUGACUUAACCCCUAGCCUUGGAACUUCCACAUGCCCCAGUUGUAGCCAUAAAAAGAAAAAUAAUGAUAAAGAGAGCCCAGUAAAAUCUCUGAAACUGUACUAAAGACAAGUCUGCCUGCUUUCUCUAGAGAUUACAUGGUUGAUGGCAACUUGAAAUUAGAUAAAAUCAGAAAAUAGAGAACUCCCUGGAAGCCAACUUGAAAUACACUGAUGCUAAUAAAUGUUGCCUUAAAAAGGCCAGAAGAAAAACCAAGGACUAUUUAAACAGUUAAGUGAAGAAAAUUAAAUGAACAAAUCACUUAGAGUUCAAGUGAAUGCUCUCCAAAAGGCCAAAGUCUUUGCAGUCUGAAAAGAGUUUAAAAGUGAGAUUCAAAAACUUCAGCUAAAUACUGUCUGAACUACAUCAAGAACACAUGAUGCAAAUUUGCAGGAAAUUGAAGAGAGAAUUUACUGUGUAGAAAUUGAGAAGAAAUAUCCCAAAGUGUACAAACAUUAGUCAUAUAUGUCAGAAGCACGACCCUAGAGAAGAUUGGCUUUCACAAAGAAUUGGAAGGAAGUCUUCCCUUUUAUGAAAGCUGGAUUAUCUCCCAUGAGAAAAAAAAGAAAGUCGAUUGGCAGCUUGGCUGAGAGAAGUUUCACUGAAAUAAGAAAAUAAUCAA
Sus scrofa (pig) is the source of this 2830-nucleotide messenger RNA. RefSeq names its product melan-A (gene MLANA). The record is from RefSeq and is a predicted model, not a curated record. Gene Ontology annotation, cellular component: endoplasmic reticulum membrane; trans-Golgi network; melanosome. Lineage: Eukaryota; Metazoa; Chordata; Mammalia; Artiodactyla; Suidae.